Molecule: messenger RNA, 1611 nt
Organism: Moesziomyces antarcticus
Lineage: Eukaryota; Fungi; Basidiomycota; Ustilaginomycetes; Ustilaginales; Ustilaginaceae
Exons: 1
Coding region: 1-1611 (536 amino acids)
Source: RefSeq, a predicted model, not a curated record
AUGAACGCCUCCCAGUAUCUCGACUUGCCGUACACGGUCGCAUCCCUUCACCGUCGGACCGAUCCGCAGUCGAUGGCAUUCCUUCAUCGCGGCCUGACGCAGGAUCAAGUUCUCGUGGCGCUGGCGCAUACCAUAUAUCAGCCCGUACCCAGUCGCAUGCGCGUCUAUCUCUGCGCCAACCAGUUCGAGGUGGUCCUCACACUCAUCGUCUGCGGGAUCAUGAUCAUCCAAAAGCGCAGCUAUAGCGACGUCUGGUUGAUAGCACGCCGUCGGUCCGCGUACGGAACGUUCUACGUCGCCAAUGCCCUUGUCACGCUGAUCAUCGCCGUCGCGUUGUACCUCUUCGCAUGGGGCAUCGCCUGCGUUUUUAACGUCACUUACAGCUUUGCAAAGCUGAGCGCGCUCGAAUGGUGGUGGUCCAUACCGCUCCCUUGGUACCCUCUGCUUGCUGGCUCGUACAUCAGCAUGCACGGCUUUAUCCUUGGGUGCAGUCCUGCAUCGCCCCUCUCUAUCAAUUCCGGCUCGAAUUCAUCCAAUGGCCGUCGAAAAUGGUACUUCCUCGGCGUACCCAAGUCCCCCUUGGUCGUCAACCUGGCACUCUUCGUUCCUCUUGUCGUAUUCACCAUCACCACUUUCACCUUGGUCGGCUUCUCUGGAACCAGCUACUAUCACGCCAAGCGACUCUCUCACCAGAGCCUGCCGGCAUCGUUUCACAGCCACCUCCAGGAGGCUGCUUUCGAGCCGCACCGCUUUGGCAACGACUCCACGCUGGCAAGCGACGAGCUCAUCUGGCAUGCACGUGUCGUAGCAGCGGCUUAUAUCGAAUCGCACCGAUACGUAUGCAUCAACCUGGCCUUCUUUGCGGCCAGCGCCAUUUUGCUGUGGAUCCCGUGUAUAGCGUACGGGACUCCAAACCUGCUCGUCCUGGUGGAACACGCUUGUUCGCGCUGCCCGGACCCGCUUCCGAGCACGUGCAACAGCUAUCUCCGCAAGCUCUGGUUCCUGGUCACCAAGGGUAAGCCGACGUCGGAGAAGAGCACGGUGCACCACAACCUGGCGACGUGGAAGAUGACGUUCCUGGCGCACAUUUACGUCUGGAUCCUCAUCUUCUGCGUUCCUGCUUAUGCGUGGAUUCCGAUGUAUAUUGUCGGUACUGCCUAUCCGCACGUGGCGCUGACGGGCGAUAUCGUCCUCACCUGGCAGGUGGCCAUCUACGCGGCGAGCGUCGUCACCACCAUCUCGUGCACUUCGAUCGCCAUCUUCUCCACCGUGGCCACCUUGGAUCCGGUCUUCCGCGCUGCUAUCGGCUUCAACGUGAUCCGCAACAACCAGCCGCCCAUCGACAUUACCGUUACGCAGCGCAAGAGCGUGCACGAAGAUAUUAGUCCACCUUUCGCCACCGUCGCGGGCGAGAACCCGCAGGCCUACUCGUUCAAGGAGAUCCUCGGCUCUCGCGAUUCGCGCACGGUCGGCCUCAAGCCGUCAGCAAGCACCUUUCGCAGCCUCAACGUCUCGUCGGAUCCACCGGCGUACCCGUACAGCAGCGAUUCGGCCAUCUCUCAGCCCGAAAUCCACGUCGACUAUUAUCCUGGCAGCCACUCGCCUGCCUAA